Messenger RNA from Hipposideros armiger (great roundleaf bat), 1781 nucleotides. RefSeq names its product solute carrier family 25 member 20 (gene SLC25A20). Gene Ontology annotation, cellular component: mitochondrial envelope. The transcript is spliced from 9 exons. Gene Ontology annotation, biological process: mitochondrial transport; carnitine transmembrane transport. The coding region runs from base 117 to 1022 and encodes 301 amino acids. The record is from RefSeq and is a predicted model, not a curated record. Gene Ontology annotation, molecular function: O-acyl-L-carnitine transmembrane transporter activity. Lineage: Eukaryota; Metazoa; Chordata; Mammalia; Chiroptera; Hipposideridae.
GGCUCCUGCCCCGCCCACGAGAAAGUGGGUGAAAGGUCGGCGGCGCCGGCACUGCGACUUGAGCAGUGAAGCUAGGCGGCGGGGAACGCACAGCUGCACUGACGGACAGACGGACCAUGGCAGAUCAGGCGAAGCCCAUCAGCCCGCUCAAGAACCUACUGGCCGGCGGCUUUGGCGGCAUGUGCCUAGUGUUUGUUGGGCACCCGUUGGACACCGUCAAGGUCCGACUGCAGACGCAGCCCCCAACUUUGCCUGGACAGCCUCCCAUGUAUUCUGGGACCUUUGACUGUUUCCGGAAGACUCUUAUUAAAGAGGGCGUCACAGGGCUGUAUCGGGGCAUGGCUGCCCCUCUCAUCGGGGUCACCCCUAUGUUCGCCGUGUGCUUCUUUGGGUUUGGUUUGGGGAAGAAGCUACAACAGAAACACCCGGAGGAUGUGCUCAGCUACCCCCAACUAUUUGCAGCUGGGAUGUUAUCUGGCGUAUUCACCACAGGAAUCAUGACCCCUGGAGAACGGAUCAAGUGCUUGUUACAGAUUCAGGCUUCUUCAGGGGAAACCAAAUACAAUGGGUCCUUGGACUGUGCAAAGAAGCUGUACCAGGAGUCUGGGAUCCGAGGCAUCUACAAGGGGACUGUGCUCACCCUCAUGCGAGAUGUUCCAGCCAGUGGGAUGUAUUUCAUGACAUAUGAGUGGCUGAAAAAUACCUUGACUCCAGAGGGAAAGAGUGUCAGUGAACUCAGCGUGCCUCGGAUUCUGGUGGCUGGAGGCAUCGCAGGGAUCUUCAACUGGGCUGUGGCAAUCCCCCCAGACGUGCUGAAGUCCCGCUUCCAAACUGCACCUCCUGGGAAAUAUCCUAAUGGUUUCAAAGAUGUGCUGAGAGAGCUGAUCCGGGAUGAAGGAAUCACAUCCUUGUACAAGGGGUUCAAUGCCGUAAUGAUCCGAGCCUUCCCAGCCAACGCGGCCUGUUUCCUUGGCUUUGAAGUUGCCAUGAAGUUCCUUAAUUGGGCCACCCCCAACUUGUGAGGCUGAAGGCUGCCCAAGGCUUUGGAUGCUGGAAGCUGUCGCCAAAGAGGAGCAGUGGGCAGAACUAGGUCAUCUUGAAGGGUGAGGGGAGGGGGAUAGUGGGAUCAGAGCUCUGUGCAUGGACUUGUUGAGACCGUUUGCCUUAAUGACAUCUUCUACCUGGUAUAACUUGGUGUGCUGUUUUGAAACUUGAAUUCACUCUUGUCUAUUUAAGGGAUCUCAAGAGGAUUUGGAGAUGGAGUAAAUGUUGCCAGAGUAUGUCUACUGGUUGAUACUAGCCCUGUUAUACCCAAAAUACUCAUCUCGAAAGAGGAAAUCUCAGCCUAUCACUGGAGGCACUAUGAAGGUUUUCAACCAGCUGACCAGGAGCUGGGGUCUUCUUUGAUCCCUAGCCAGGAACACCCACCAGUCUUUCAGGGUACUGUCCUAUCCUGGCCUGCACGUGGGGAUGUGGACUUGAGGCCCACGUCUGUCUGUGAAGUGGACUGAGCAAAUGUGUAGGGACAGAUAGCCUGAUAAUAGUAGGGUUGAUUUUUCCUUUUUUAGGCAUGCAAGUAAUUAAAAUUGAAACUAGAGUGGCUUAAUUUCCCAGGAGAAGGUGGAAAGCUUUCCCUCCUACACAGUGAGGAGAGUUUUGAAUCAACAGUCCCAGUCUGCUGGGAUACGUGAGAAAGCAGAGUAUAGGAAGGCUUUUUGCACGCUCUUUUCUCAUGAGAGCCCCCUAUUUUAACAGGAAACAAUAAAUACUGUUUAAUUUUU